AUGACGCCCGUCGGGGAUCACGGAGUCCAGAGGGCAGCGACUGGCCGCUCCGAGGGCGGAGAGGAGCCGCAGAGCCUCGGCCAACACGUCACGGACAUGGGGAAACCUACCGGGGCCUACAGCACAGGUGAGUGUGAGCGGCAGAGCAGCUGCUCCCACACCACCGAUGGCUCCCCUGGCCACGAGGCCCAUCCUGGACUCUGCACGGGCGGCUCAGCGAGCCCUGACACAGCGGGCCUGACUGUCCCUGACACCUCCCCACGGCAGAGCCACGUCAGACGGCUGGGCGCGGGGAAUGCGGCGGGAGCACUGGCUGUGUGCAUUGGCUGUGUGCGGGGAGCCGGGGCCACACGCGGCCUCGCCUCUUUCCCUCCCCCGGGACGGCGAGACGCUGCCCGGCGCCGCUUCCCCACCCGGCCCGGCGCUGAACUCCGGUCACCGGCACCCAAGGACGAGCCGCCGGUCGACAGUGACCUUGCCGGUGCCGUCGAGGGUCGGAGCGGGGCCGAGGCGCGGGCAGCGCGGCGGGGAACCCCCCCCGGCGGCAGCGGUGGCCGCGGUGACGGGCGAGGAAGCCUGGAGUGGCCGGCGGUUCGGAGCGGGCAGCCACGGCCCGGAGGCUGCCCCGAGCCGGACAACGACUCCCGCGGCCCCUCGGGACAAUGCAGGGACACGGGGGCGCGGAGAAGGCCGGGCUGCAGCGGGGCUUCCCCGGCGCUCGCCUUCACCGACAAAGCCCCGCGGCCGCUCCAGCCCCAACUCCGGCCCUGGCACUGCACCGGCCACCAGCGUCCCGAGCCCGCGCACCGCCGGGCCCGCCAUGAUGCCCGCACACCGCGCCGGACCGGGUCAGCUCGAGCCGGGCCUCCGGGAGCAUGGUGGGGCGCUGCCGACCGGGCUGCCAAGGCAGCGCAGAGCAGAGCGUCAGACCGCGGGCCGCGCCAGGAGCCCCCGCAGCCGUCCACCCAGCCGCCCGCCCCAGCGUUCCCUCCCGCCGCCGGGUACGGCCGGUUCCCGCCUGCCCGCGCCUACCUGGCCGGCCCGUUCUCCGGGCCCCUGCGCGGCACCAGGCCCGGCUCGGCGCCACGGCGUGUCCCGGGCAGCCGGCGAGAGCGAGCGCUCGGCCGCGGCGGCCCCUCCCCCGGCGGCGGCGGCGGCUUCUCCCCGGGCCGGGCGGAAACGGCACUGGGUACACGGGGAUCCCCGGCGCCGGCGCCAGGGGCGCCCCGGGCACGCCCACGCCGCUCCCCGUUGGCUGUCACGCCGCCGCGUCCCGCCCCACCGGGGCGCCCGCCGCCGCCAUGGCCCCACCCACCCGCCUUCGCCAUUGGCGACCUCCUCCCGCGGUCCCGCCCGUGCUGCCGCCUCAUUGGGCUCCAGGCACCCGCCCCGCCGCGCGCCCCGCGGUCCGCGUGUCCCAUUGGCGCACGGCGCUGCCACUCGGCGCGGAGAGGAGGGGAGGCGGCCGCCGGCAGCGUCGAUGCGGUGCGGGGCGGGCGGGCUGCGGCAGCGCCCGCCGGGCGAGCCGCGCUACGUGCCGAGGGGCGGGGCCGGCGGGGUGCGAUCGCUCGGCGCGGGGCAACUCCCGCGUCGGGACACGUGGCAGAACGAAGGGGCGGGGCGGGGGGCGGCCGGGAGGUCUGGGCGGAGGGGGGAGCAGGGCGCCUGCGCGGCGGCGCGCGCGCGGGGCCUGCCGCGCGGCACGUCCGCGCGCGCGGGUGUCGGCGGGGGGGAGGCUGGGCCAGGGGUCCCGUCACGGCUGAGACCGCCCCUCCUCGGGCCGGGCCGGCCGGUCCCCGACCCUGGAGCCCCGAACAAAGGCCGCGGGACAGGGAGGCGGAGGGAUGGCCCCUCCGCGGUAGGAGGGGCUGCCGAGCCGGGCAGGAGGGGCCCCGGGGAGCUCGCUGCCCGCUCUCGGCCGAGGGGCUCAACCCGGUUCCGGUGCCCGUGUACCGCGGCUGCGGCCGCUCGCAGUGA
Sturnus vulgaris (Common starling) is the source of this 1977-nucleotide messenger RNA. Lineage: Eukaryota; Metazoa; Chordata; Aves; Passeriformes; Sturnidae. The record is from RefSeq and is a predicted model, not a curated record.